Nothobranchius furzeri (turquoise killifish) is the source of this 9691-nucleotide messenger RNA. Lineage: Eukaryota; Metazoa; Chordata; Actinopteri; Cyprinodontiformes; Nothobranchiidae. The record is from RefSeq and is a predicted model, not a curated record.
GUGUGUGUGUGUGUGUGUGUGUGUGUGUGUUGUCUAUACAUAGAAUGUCUCCGUAAGGGCAUCAGAGCAGACAAAGGUCCAACCUCCGACCCCCUGUAUCCUCUGCACAUUGUUCUCUGAAUCGUAUUGAACCAGGAGUCCACAGAGAAACUCCACAAAAGAGAAUAAUGGUGUGUGUGUGUGUGUGUGUGUGUGUGUGUGUGUGUGUGUGUGUGUGUGUGUGUGUGUGUGUGUGUGUGUGUGUGUGUGUGUGUGUUAGCGCUGUGUGAGGCCUAGCCAAUCAUGCAGAACAAUGCAGGGUUCAGUGAAGCCAUGUGAUCUCUUUAAAGAAGACCCUCUGGCUUCAUUGUCUUUAUUGGAGGAAUCACAAGAGUUGCCGAUGUCAAAACACUCAGCUGGUCCCGUGAAGACACGCAUGCUGACUGUUGUACACACAUGUCACAUCUCUGACACCAUGGGGCCUCACUGCCACUGUGUUGGAGACAUUAUUCUGUUUGGUACCGACUCUUUUCUCCAGGUGCGUGACACUUUUCCUUUUAUUUGUUUCUGCUAAUUGGUUAAGCAAAUGGUUUUAUUUCUGCUGGCGUAGCUGAAUGCAGUCAGCUUCUGGAUCAGGAUAAGGUAAUAACAUCCUAUCUGCUGCAGUAGCUUCUGAUGGUGAAACUCUAGGAUUAUACGAUCCUGACAGAUCUACAGUCAGGCAGGCGCGCUGCACGCUUUUCAACAGUGUGGGGGAUGUUGUCUGUGGACGUCAUCAGUUGUAAAUUGAAACUCAGACUCAAUCCAGUAACGGGUCCGCGCAUAAUUCACAGUAACAGAGUCCUUCCAAAAACAUGCUUAAUAUUCACCGAUGUAUAAACCGCACACAUGCAGAACGGGAAGAACUGAUCUUCCAAACAGAACCCGAGUUUUCUCCAUCAACAACACCCAAUUCAACAAUAAGCUGUUAAAUCAGAAGGAGGUAAAAAGACACUAAACACGCAUUUAGAGAAAAACACACAGUAGCGACAAUCCAAUAUCCUAUCCACAGAAUCGGCCGCUUAAAUGAAAGCCAAGGCUCUCCUCUUUCCAACAAUAUUCAUGCACUCUACGUGCAAAGUUCACAGAGCCAGCAGCUAACCAACCACAGCUCGCUUCAUGACGUGAAAAGCGUAAAUUCAGUCUUACCUUUGUUGAUUCAUGGUCACAAUCCAUGUUAUAGUGAAAGCAGUCCAAUCCCUUUGUGUAAUCCAUCUUCACAACAUCACACUAAGCUGAGUCGUGGCUGUUUUAGCUUGCAUCCAUCCGGCGCCAAAUCCCAAAAAACUAGCCUAAAAAAAUCAAAAGCUAGCGAUUCUAUUGGCUCAGAGGUUUCCUAACUAACCGGACCGGCUCCAAUAAUCCAACGGCGGGGUCCACAUAAAACCAGGUGAACGGUGUAGGAAUUACAACAGUUUGCAUAUGUGCCUCCCACUUGUUAAGGGACCAAAAGUAACGGGACAAUUGGCUUCUCAGCUGUUCCAUGGCCAGGUGUGUGUUAUUCCCUCAUUAUCCCAAUUACAAUGAGCAGAUAAAAGGUCCAGAGUUCAUUUCAAGUGUGCUAUUUGCAUUUGGAAUCUGUUGCUGUCAACUGUCAAGAUGAGACCCAAAGAGCUGUCACUAUCAGUGAAGCAAGCCAUCAUUAGGCUGAAAAAACAAAAGAAGCCUAUCAGAGAGAUGGCAAAAACAUUAGGCGUGGCCAAAACAACAGUUUGGAACAUUCUCAAAAAGAAGGAACGCACCGGUGAGCUCAGCAACACCAAAAGACCCGGAAGACCACGGAAAACAACUGUGGUGGAUGACAGAAGAAUCCUUUCCCUGGUGAAGAAAACACCCUUCACAACAGUUGGCCAGAUCUAGAACACUCUCCAGGAGGUAGGUGUGUCUGUGUCAAAGUCAACAAUCAAGAGAAGACUCCACCAGUGUGAAUACAGAGGGUUCACCACAAGAUGUAAACCACUGGUGAGCCCCAACACCAGGAAGGCCAGAUUAGAGUUUGCCAAACAACAUCUAAAAAAGCCUUCAGAGUUCUGGAACUACAUCCUACAGACAGAUGAGACCAAGAUCUACUGGUACCAGAGUGAUGGGAAGAGAAGAGUAUGGAGACGGAAAGGAACUGCUCAUGAUCCUAAGCAUACCACCUCAUCAGUGAAGCAUGGUGCUGGAAGUGUCAUGGCGUGGGCAUGUAUGUGGAACUGGUUCUCUUGUAUUUAUUGAUGAUGUGACUGCUGACAAAAGCAGCACGAUGAAUUCUGAAGUGUUUCGGGCAAUAUUAUCUGCUCGUAUUCAGCCAAACGCCUCAGAACUCAUUGGACGGCGCUUCACAGUGCAGAUGGACAAUGACCCGAAGCAUACUGCAAAAGCAACCAAAGAGUGUCUGAAGGGAAAGAGGUGGACUGUUUUGCAAUGGCCAAGUCAAUCACCUGAGAAUCCGACUGAGCGUGCAUUUCACUUGCUGAAGAUACAACUGAAGGGAAAACGCCCCAGGAACAAGCAGGAACUGAAGACUGUUGCAGUAGAGGCCUGGCAGAGCAUCACCAGGGAUGAAACCCAACGUCUGGUGAUGUCUGUGUGUUCCAGACUUCAGGCAACCAAGUAUUGAAAUGUAUAAGUUUUAUUUAUGGUUCUUAUUCUGUCCCGUUACUUUUGGUCCCUUAACAAGUGGGAGGCACAUAUGCAAACUGUUGUAAUUCCUACACCGAUCACCUGAUUUGGAUGUAAAUACCUCAAAUAAAAGCUGACAGUCUGCAGUUAAAGCGCAUCUUGUUCGUUGGAAAUCCAUUGUGGUGUAUAGAGCCAAAAGGGUUAGCAUUGUGUCAAUGCCCCAAUAUUUAUGGACCUGACUGUACGUCACACUGUCACUUAUUCAUGGACUCACCUAUCUUAGCUAACGACGGGGAAGGCUGCUGUUGCUUUAGCAUCCAGGAAACUGCUAGUAUAAGCUAACUGUUAGCAUUAGCAACUCCACCACACAGCAGAACUCCUCCAGGCUUGUGUUAUUUGUGGAGAUGAAACCUCUGCAUUGCAGAGCAAACAGAGUCAGUGGAAGUCAUGUUGCUGUAAGCCAAUCAGAGGCAAGAUGUCCAGAUAUCAGGAAAUGAGACUCCAAAUCCCGUCGCUUUCAGUUCUCCUCUGAUCUGGCAAACUUUGGCCCAAUCCCAAUACUCACACUGCGCCCUACGUCAAAUUAUACAACAGUUAAUUCCGACCGAGUGAUUUGAUUGGUCAAGAGACUUUUCAAGAGUGCUGAUAAUGGACUAUAACAGCACUGGGACAGUCGUUCUAACUGGUAUUGUAGAAAAUGUUUGUGUUGCCUAGCAACGGCCUUGUCUGAGUCUCCGUUUCGUGUUGGGACUAUUUGUGUUGGCGGAGUUGGAUAAAUGAUUAAAUAAGUGAACAAAUCAUAAUCUGUUGUUGCUUAUUGGUGUUCUAAAAAUAAAAUGAGCAGGUAGAACUGUUGUAUAAAAGCAAUAUCACACUCGAGGUCGUGUGUUGUUGCUGAAUAUCAGCACUGGUGUGAUUAUCUACGACCGAAUCACACCAGUGCUGAUAUUCAGCAACGACGCACUCCCUCUCGUGAGAUAUUGCUUAAGUGCACUUGGAGGGUGUCGCCAGUAAGGCUUCGAGUGUGUAGUACAUAAAUGUGCAUAUAAAUGUCGAGUUGGGACAGUGAGCAUCGCGUCAUCAAACGCAACGCAUGCCGGUCGCUGUUUGUGUUACUUAAAAAGAAAUCUUUAUUAACAACUUUCAAACAAACAAUUUCUUGUCAAAAUUUGCACUCAUUGCUGUUAAAUGCUAUAAAUGUCAGUCUAAAACAUUCCAGGCAUGCAUAAAUAUCAUAAUUCAUUCAUUUGAAAAUACAGAUUUUCAGAAAAGGAACUUCAGCCUUGGUUUGUGCCUAAAUGUUGGACGCACCCUUCCAGACCUUCUGAAGCUGGACUCACCAUCCUGUAGCGGUUAGUUCGGCUCACGACCGUGUCGAUGUGCAGGCUGGUUCUAGCGUGAUGAGCUCUAAUCGCCACUAAACUGCUCAACUCUUCCACCUGGUGGGCUCAUUUGGACCUGCAUGUGCUUUAAAAUGUGAACUCUGGUUAGUUUCCCAACUCUAUAGGUGUGCAUGUUUAUUAGCUGGGAUUUCUCAGUUGAAAGUGUUUGUUAUAACUGAGCAGCCUUAGUUGAUUGCUGUGUGAAAUGUAGAACAGCAGCAUGCUGAUUGGAUGCUGCUGCUGUCUGCUGGAGAACUGGGACUGGUCCUGAUGCUGAGUUCUGUUGCCGCUGAGGGUGAGAAUGUGUUUAAUCACCUCGUGUUUACUAACCAUUUUACCCGUGCUCCUGACUGUUGGUGUAGUGCACAUCUAAACCGGGCCAGAGGUUUUGGGCUAAUGCUGGGAUCUACGGAGCUCUGAGUGCGUGAAGCCACUUCAUUCAAGUGAACUCUUCACCGUGUUCCUGAUGAGAAGCUCAUGUUGCUGCUUGUUUCUGCUCUUUUUGCAUGGUCCAACAGCUCUGCUGGCCACCUGGGGGCCGUGUGGUUCCUAAACUAACAGAGCAGAGCCUCUGAACUACAGGAUCUAGAGGUUCGGGACGGACACUAAUUCCGUUAUAUGUAUCGAUCGAUAAACGUGGAAAAAAAUGGGUCAAUAAAGAAGUUCCUUUUUUCCAUCAUGGCCUAUUGGCUAGCUUAACACUACAGUCAAAACUAGACUGAACCAAUCAAAAACAGAGCCAGGCUGCUCCAUCACCAAGCUCUCCCUCUGAGACCAAACGGACAGCGAGGUGUAGCAGCGGCGAGCGGUGGAGGACGCUGGCUACCGCGGUUCACCAGCACGGCCGUGUUUUUGUUUCUUCGUGUCUGGCACACGAGACACGAUGGAAAAGUUUACAGAAAAUCCAUUCAAAGUGGAGCUUGGUAACACAACCAACUCGUUUAAUCGUAACUUAAUGACAUCAAGCGGCUACGGUAUAGCCUCUCUUGCUUUUAUAUUUAUUGAUAUGGAUGGAUGUGAUUAUUUCUUCUAAGUGCUUCUUCUCUCCGUCGUCCAGCCCUACUUGUGUGUCUUCAUGCUUUUUCAGACACACGGUGAGAAACAGUGAUACAGUCAGGAUUUGUGUCUUUGUGGUGGGAAGAGCGAUGGAGAUGGUGCUCUGCUGAUCAUGAAACAUCUCCUGAUUUAACACAGGAUGUCCUAUUGAGACGGUCCACCUGCUGCCUUCAUAGAGGAAGAAAGAGAGCGAUAAAGCAGACUCAGGAGGAAGAACACUCGUGGUUCCUCGUGCUGGGCGGUCGCUGAAGUGCAGAUCUUGUGUUUGUGGUGAACCAUUUUCACCGACGCUCUCACACAUCUCUCUAGCAUCCUUCCAGAAUGGUUGAGCCCAGCCCUCCAGCACUGCACCUCCUCUCCAGCGUCAGCAUGGCAGACGUUGGUGUCAAAGUUGAACAGGAGGAUUGUGGCGGAGGUGGUAGAGCCAGCACCCACCCUACAAAGAUAUCUCCAUUGCAUGAGUGGUCAGGAAAUCAGACGCUUGAGGCCCGCCAGCUGACACCACCACUGUCCCGCUCACCUUCAGAGGGAUCUCCGGGCAAAGAGCUGCCUCCCAGGCAAAGCCUUAUGGGAGUGAAGGAAGCCCGGAGUCAGGAGCGAUCCGAGGGACAGUCCAACUUUCAGGAAGUGAUGCCCACCAUUGAGAAGCUGCUGAAUGCCGACUGGAAGGAGAAACUUCUGGAUAAAAGCGCAGAGGGAGCAGGACAACUUAAAGGGACCCCUGACUCUCUGGCUGAAAAGGAGCUUCAGUUGUUGAUGAUGAUAAACCAGCUGAGUGGUCUGAGGGAGCAGCUGCUAGGCGCCCACUCAGAGCAGAGGAACAUGGCCGCCCUGCUGCUGGAGAAGCAACAACAGCAGAUGGAGCUGGCCCGGCAGCAGCAGGAACAGAUUGCCAAGCAGCAGCAGCAGCUGAUCCAGCAGCAGCACAAGAUCAACCUGCUUCAGCAGCAGAUCCAGCAGGUGAACAUACCCUAUGUGAUGAUCCCAGCCUUCCACCCAAACAGCCAGCCCCUCCCCGACCCCCCGAUGACAUUACCGCUACAGCCCAUCCCCUGCAAGCCAACCACUGACUACCCCAUGCAGCUGCUCCCAAACACCCACCCCACGCCCAUCAAGAGGAGCAGUAGUUCCUUCCGGCAGGAGGCUAGUCAGCCCUUAAACCUGACCUCUAAGCACAAAGGCCUGGAUCUGGGGAAAACGUCAAGUCCACAGAGCCUGGAUCUGGGAUCUCUGGCACUGCAGGGGGCCUACAGAUCCCGAGAUCUCCAAAGAGAGGUGUCCCACAGUCCGACGCGAUCUGCACUCAGUUUCCUAGGAGACGGCGAUGUGGUCACCCAGGCCAUUCACGAUGCCCAGCAGCUCCUGAGGACUCACAGCAGUGGAGGCAGAGACAGGGAGAGGGACAGUGGGGGGAAAAUGGAACGUAAGGAUUCUCCACACUGUGAGCGAGCUGAGGAGAGACACGGUCUUCCGUCCACAGAGGACCAUCUCAGCAGUGACUCAGAGGGCGCUCUGCCUGUUUCUGCUGCUGGCAGCUACACCGACACCCGCCCCACCUCCUCCUCUGGACACAUAAAAAGACCCAUGAAUGCCUUCAUGGUGUGGGCCAAGGACGAGCGCAGGAGGAUCCUGCAGGCGUUCCCCGACAUGCACAACUCCUCCAUCAGCAAGAUUCUAGGCUCGAAGUGGAAGGGCAUGUCCAACCAGGAGAAGCAGCCGUACUAUGAAGAGCAGGCUAGGCUGAGUAGGCAGCAUCUGGAGCGCUACCCAGACUACAAAUACAAACCCCGACCAAAACGCACCUGCAUCGUGGAGGGACGGCGGCUGAGGGUGGGCGAGUACAAAGCCAUGAUGAAGAGUCGCAGACAGGAACAGAGAGCGACCUACACGCACAGUCAAAGUGAGCUGCAGCAGAUCCGUUAUUCCCAAAGCGACAUCCAGUACCCGGGUAGUGGCUCCGUCUCAAGCAUGCCCUUUCAUCCUGCGCAACUGGAGCAUUACCUGCCACAAGUCCCACCCCCCACGCGCAGAGCUGAUGGAAAGGCCACACCCACCUCUCAACCCAGAGACAGAGAGAGGGAGCGAGAGAGAGCUCGACCUCAGUACAGCGAAGGAGAGGAGAGCGACGCGGGAGAGAGGAGUGAGGGGGAGCUGGUGCUCCUGACAGAUUGAGGGUGGGUGGGUGGGGGGUCAGGCGGACUGGAGGAGCGAGUGAAUUAAAGCGGGAAACGCCACCUCAGCUGUUGUAAAGUAUCACGAUCUUCUGCUGUGCACACAUUAGUGCUAGUUGUCAUCGUUCCUCCCCCAGAGAUCACGCCCUCUCCUCCUUGUGUCCUAACGCUCCUUGCUGGCUCGGUGAGGAAAUGAAACCUUGUGAAGGAACUUGAAGGUUGCUGUCAGGAACCACAGCAGCAGAUGCUCAUGUGUUGGUCAGUGCUGCCCCCUGCUGGAAGAAUGAUUCCUGGUUUCUGGGAGUUCUUCCUGCCUGCUUCCUCCAGCUGAGAUCCUGAUCAGAGCAGGGGAAACACACCAGAACGCCCUGGCUCAGAGUCAAAGGUUACUGCCACAUUAAUGACAACUCUUUGGUACAUCUACAGAACAAGUUCUUUAGCCCCCAUCAGGAUUCUGGUUCCAGAUCCGUUUCUGCUGGAGGGGCAGGUGUUCUGUGAGGCUGUAACCCAAGAGACGUUUCCCAGUCUUUAGCUGCAUUCAGGGACACGUUUGGCUUUAUUUUGCUGUUUGGUUUUAGUCCUGUUUUUCCUCAUGGUACCCAUGUAACACCGGCUACAGCGGUCCUGGUGCCAGCGGUCAGACCCUCCCCACCCAUCACACCCACACGGGAGACUGACCUCAGCAUCACGUAUUUGUGCUGUAGUUUCUGAGUGUUUUUUAUUGUUGUGAUGAGCUGAUGGUAUUUUAUCCAGACGUCUGCGGUGUUUUAAAAUCAGAAUAUUUUUUUGAACUUAAGGUUAUUUUUUCAGCUAAUAUAUCGUUUUGUCGUCUGAACGUUCCUGCUCAGAUAAUCCAGUGGUGAUAAAAACCAGAUCCAGAUCCGACUCUUGUGCUGGGUUUAGUGAACUCGUGUGAUUUCUGACCUUGCACUGAGAAACCAUUCUGACCUGUGUCCUUUCAGAGCUCAUGGUGAAUAUUGUGAUUAAACUCCACCUAACUGGUAAGGUUGGGAUCAGUGACACAAGAACCGUCUGUGCACUCUGUUUUGCUGGUAGACCGACAUUAACAACAGUAAGUUUAUUUAUUGUUCUCCUUGGGGUGUUUUUUCUGCGUCUGACCCAGCCCUGAGGAGCAGGCCCAGCGGUCCGGGUUCAGUGUCUUGCCCAGGGAUACUUUGACACGUGACCCGCUGGGUUUGGGAUCAAACCAUCACCUCCUGAUCAGUGUCCAGCUGCUCUCCCCAUUCAGCCAAAAGUUUUCAUAUUUAACAAAUCGUGUUACUGAAUCAGGUAGCUUAAUGGAGCGCGAGUCCACCGGUUAAAACGCCCUUUCUGUGGAUUGUACGGGAGUUGGUUCCAGACUCUAGAACAGUGGUAUUUAAUUCCAGUCCUGGAGGUCCGGUGUCAGCACAUUAAGUUUUACCUCUGCGUCGACACACCGGAUUUUAAUCUGCAGGUGAUAAACAGGCUUCUGCAGAGCCUGAUGAGCUUCUGCACAGGUGAUUCAACCGCUGAGUUAAGUGUGUUGGAGCAGAGAAACCACUAAAAUGUGCUGGAUACCGGCCCUCCAGGACCAGGGUUGAGAAUCUCUGCUUUAGACUGUUCUCUCUGAAACCAGAUUGGUGUGUGUGUGUGUGUGUGUGUGUGUGUGUGUGUGUGUGUGUGUGUGUGUGUGUGUGUGUGCGUUAGUAGCUUAUUAAUGCUAAUUUUUCUUAGGAAAAUUUCAGUUUCUGCUAUAAACUUUGGUAGCUUCAAGCUAAUCCUGCUAACACUUUAGCACGCAGUAACUUAAAUAAAUGUGGGUAGUUGGAGGAUUUAAAUGCAUUGAAAUGAAAGGAUGAGUCAUUUUAGUUGGUUGUUUAUGAAAUUUGAACAUUUCAGAGAAAUGUUUCAUCAAAUCCUUAGCUAGCUACUAUGCUAGUUCACAACUUAUCAAACCAAGUUUGAAUUGAUGGGAGAAACAUCCCACAUUCAGCAUUUAAAGGAUAUUAUGUGUUUGGAUCAAAUGAAUCAGGCUCCGAAUAAAUCUUUUUCAUAUUUUUAGCUAACUAGCAGUUCCUUUAGCAUGAGUUUUGUAGGAAGCAUGCUCAUGUUCAUCAGGAAAAGGAGACCGGUGGCUGUUUCCAUCAAAUGUUGUCAUUUUUCCGUUCACAUCUUUUUAUUAUUGUAAACAGCAGACCUUUUCUUACCUGAGCAUAAACUGGUCAAUCCACCAUUAGCUAAAAGCAAAAGAAACUGGACAGAGUUCAGAUCCAGAUGCUGAGUCGGGUUCAGGCUGAACGUGAUACGUAGACAAAUCUUUAUCUGCUGGAGCCUCAACCGUAACUACCCCUGCUGAUGUAAAUAUAGAAAAACUUUAUUUUGUUUAUAAAAACCAGUGUAAUUUAAAGGUGUACAUUUCUCUAUGUUUUCAGAGUUUUGUUUUUUUGGUAAACAUUAAAGUGGUUGUAUCAAAUGUGA